AUGUCUAUCGCGUCACAACUAAAUGCCUUUGUUCCUACUGUUAAUACCUCUCAUAUUGUAUCUUUUAUCUAUGAUAAUAAUAAAGCUAAAUUUAUUGAUAGAUAUACAUUACAUAGAGGUGCAUUAGACUCACUAAAUCAUUUAUUUAAAAACCACGAAUUGUUAAGUGAAUGGAAAGCAUCAUUAUUUGGAGAUGAAUCAGAACAGUGUAAUAGAGACAUGUUAACGGAUAGUCAAAAUAAAGAAUUAUCAAAAAAAAUAUCAAACUUCUUACCUUAUUUAAGUCAACACUUCUUAAAUCCAGAAUGUGGACCAAUUAUUGAAUAUAUGAUUCGUGUUUAUUCUAUUAAUACAGUUGGUGCUAAUGAGUUAAUUCUUUCAUUCUUAUCUCAUUAUCAGAAUCCAUUAUUUAUUCGUUUAUUGUCUUUAUCUAAACCAACAAUAUUUACUAAUUUUAUUAAUUUAGAUAGAAUUAGUAGAAGAGAUUUUGUUAUUCAUUUAACUCAAUUCCCAACUACACUUUCUACUUUAAUUAAUUUUUAUAUUGAUCAUCCUAUUCUUAUUCAUAAUGCUCGUUAUAGUACUUUUAUUUGUACUUUAUUAAUUAGUAUUGCUCAACAACAAAUUAUAUCUGAAGUUGUUUUAACUACAUUACUUUCAGUUGUUCUUCAAUUAAUUAAAUCAGAUUCACCAAAGCUUACAGUUGUUGCACUUUCAUUAUCUGCCCAAAUUCUUUCAGUUCAUACUUUGUCUGAAUCGAAAUUUUCUUCAUUAUUAUUAGUCCUUCAUAAAUAUACUGCAACUUCACAUCCAAGUCAAUUUAUUUCAGUUUUAUGUAUUGGAUGUAAAUAUCAAUAUUCAAUGAAAAUAUUCCCACAACAAAUUCAGACAUUUUUAUUAAAUUCAGUUCAAAUGGUAGUUUCUACUUUAAUAGCUUUAUCUAAGAAGAAGUGUGACUUAGGAGAUUUUGUUUUACUUUGUCUUCAAACAUUAAAUAAAGAUUCAAUCUCAUCAAAGAAAUAUACAGAAUUAUUUGGUCCUAUUGUUAACAAUAUUCAAUUAAAUGAAAGACAUCUUAUUAUUAUUGUUAAACACAUUUUUGAUGUAAGUAAAAGUGUUAAUAAAGGAAAAAUUAAUUAUGAAUACUUUAAUCUUCUUAAUAACUUAGAUAGUAAAUAUCCACAAGAGUUUUCUGUUGCUAUUAAUGAAUAUUUUAAACAACCUGAUGUUUCUAAUGUUGAAUUAGCCAACCAGUUAAAAGAAAUAUUAAAUUCUUCAAUGAACAUGCCAUUGUUUGAAGGGUAUAGUUAUAUUGGAACUAUUGCUACAGUAAAGAAAACAGGACUAAUUACAAAUGCAACAAUAGCCCAAAUUAUGACUGCACUAAAAAAAUCAGGUGAACAAUUUGCUGAAGUAAAAUCAGUAUUGGUUCAAUUAUUUAAUACACCAAUUAAACAUUCAUUUUAUAUUGAAUUAUUCAAUGAAGAUAAUUAUGAAAAAUUAAUUCCAGUUGUAUCAGCAGAAAUAGUAUGUGAACAUUUAUGUAAGUUUUGUAAAUUAUUACCAAUAGAGGUAAAUGAAGUAAUGAUAAAAUACUUAUCAAAAUUAGAAGUUCCAAGAAAAUGGUUAAAUGAAUUAUAUGGUAUAUUUAUUCCUGAAAGAGAUAACGUUUUACAAACAUUAUAUAUUCUUGAUUUAUAUCUUAAAUACUUUUCAAAACUAGAAGAUUUAUUUAUUUUAAAAGAUAUUUAUGAAUCAAUUGGAAGUCAAUUGGAAUCAACACUUUCUAAAACUGAUAUUACUUUUAGCGAAUUAAAUUCGUUAUACAAUACUAUCAUAAUUAUUUUUGGUCAAUAUAUGGAAGUAAAUAAAUUAAAAGAAUUAGAAUGUAAUAAAAAGAGUUGUGAAUUUUUAUUAUCUGUAUUAUUAUCAUUAUAUAGACAAAAUCCUACAAUUAGAAUUAAAACUUUAAUGAUUGAAAUAUUAGUUUUGUUAUUUGAUACAAUCCAAUUUAAAAACCUUGGAUAUAAAAAUAAUAUUUCAUAUAAUGAAAUGUUAACUAAUAUACUCAUUGACUCUCUUAAAGAACAAAGUAAUUAUAAUUCAUGUAUUACAAGUUUAUUUGUUGAAUUAGUUCAAGGAGAUUGUUUCCAAUAUAUUGAAUAUCUUAAAUUAUUACCAUUUAAUAUUGCUUUAAAUUCUUACAAUAAAAGUGAAAAAACUAAAGAAGAAACUCUUAAAGGAUUAAUUGGAACUACUCAUUACAUUUCAUUUUUAAAUACAAUUAAAUCUACUUUAUCAGAAAAGGAAAAAUCAAUUAUUAUUCAACAACAUUUUAUUUUUGUGAUUAAAGAAUUAAUGAAAGAAAGUUCAAAAGAAAGAACGUAUGGGUUUGAUUGUUUAAAUGAAAUUGGUAAACUUGCAAAAGGAUAUAAAGAAAAUAAUAUUAUAAUAGGAGGAAAUAAAGUAUUAAAAUCUGAAUAUUAUUUGAAUUAUAUUACUGCUAUACAACAAUCAAAAAUUGAAUUAACUUCAUCAAGUAAUUUUAUUACAACAUUUAAUAAUGUUUAUUUGAAUAAAAUUAAUGAAAAAUAUAGAGGGUUAUUUGUUGAUCAUGUUAUUGAUGUAAUUAAUAAAGACCAUUUAUUAUCAUCACAAGAAAAAAUGAAAGUAUUAAUGUCAUUUGGAAUGAGAAGUAUUGAUAAUAUUAUUGGAACAAUGAAUAUGUUAAAUGACUCUGAUGAAUUGUAUGAUAGUCAAUUUGAACAAAAAGUAUUAAGUGAAGUAAUAAAGUCAAUUGUACAAACUAAAUAUGUUGGGGCAUUUGUUGGAAAUAAACAAUUAUUUGAUACCUUUAAAGAAAUUAUUCAAAUGAGUAAUGGUGAAAAUGUGGUAUUAAUUUCUUCAUUAAUGAAUGAAGAAAUGUGGGGAAUGAUGGAUGAUAUUCAUCAAGAAGAAUUCCUUAGAAUAUUAUCUGUAGAACACAAAGAUAAAAGAUCACAAGUCAUCAAUAGAUUAAAUAAAAUGCUUAAGAUAACUCCAUUUGAUUUAGUUAACAAAAUUGUCAUGAAAAUUAUAACAAUGAUCAAUACAAAAGAGUCACUUCAAAAUAAACAAUUAAAGAAAUUACCAUCUGUUGUUAUAGAAACAACACUAAAUGAAAGUAAUGACAAAAAAAUGGAAGAAGAAAUUAUUGAAAAUAAUAACCAAGGAAAAGAAGAUGAAAGCAUUAUGAAUGAAUUACAAUUUAUGGUAUUUGUUUUUGAAUCCUUCUUUAAAGUACAUAAGGGUUCAUUAAAUAAUAUUAACUUUGAAGAUAAUGAAUUUAAUAAAACAUUUAGUGAGAGUAUUAAAAAUAUUUCUCAAUUAAUACAAACCACUAUUAAAUUACCACAGUGCUAUCAUACAGACUAUCUUAUUAAUAUUGAAAUGAAUAGUUUAAUAUAUACAGUUGGAUUUGUUUCAAAGUAUCUCACAUUUAUUUCUACAGCUAAACCUAUUGAACAACCAAGGAAAAAAGGAACUAUUAUUGUAAGAUCAAAACAUGAUACAUUCCAAAAUAAAAUUAAAAAAAUGACUGAAGAUCUCGCAUCAAGUAUUCAAGUUUUAACUGUUAUAGAUGUUAUUUAUGAAGUUAUUGAAACAUUUGGAAUGACUCCAGCAAUUUAUAAUGGAGCUAUUACACUAUUAUCACAAAUGAUUGCAUUAUUCCCAACAUUAUUUGUUGAACAUUCAGAUAGGUUUGUCAGAGCUUUAUCUAAAGAAGAAAUUGUUGGAAUUGUUGUGCAAAAAUUAAUUCCACAUGUAAUAUCUUCUAUUAGCUCAGCACAAGGACUUCCAGCUACAUCAAUCGUUGAAUUAUUAUCAAUGAUUGUUGAUAAUUAUAAUCAAUUACCAUAUCAUAGAAGAAGGGAAAUCUUUUUACAAUUAUUUAAAGAAAGUAAAUUAUCAGAAGAACAUCUUUCUGGAGUGAUAGUCUUAUUGAUAGAAAAUGAAGCAGAUAACGUUUUACCAUUUAUUUAUGAUGUUUUUAGAGAAUUAAAUAAUGACAAAGUAAUUAAAUUACUUGCUUGUAUUAUUGAAGAUGCUUGUCAAUUAUUACAAGAAAAUAGGGAAGGUAUAUUUGCUGGAUAUCAAUUAAAAAUAACAAAGAAAAACGAAGUAGCACAUUUAUGUAUUGAUUUUGUCAAUGGACAAAUUACUAAAAGAGAAUUUAUUGCUAAGUGUAUGAAAACUACUGAAGAUGUUAAUAUUCAACAAAAUUAUACUAUUCUUUUCAAACAAGUUAUUGAAAUGUUAAAUAAAUUUGAUUGUACUGAUGAAAAUGAUUCUAAUACUAUUGUUGCAGAUAAAUUACAUGAUAUGGUAGAUAAUAUUUCUGAUUUGUUUAGUAUAACUACACUCAUUCGAGCUGUUGUUUUCUUAUUAAAACAAUCAAGUAUUCGUGUUAAAAGAACUGCUUUACUUAUUUUAAAUCAAAAAUUAACUGCAUUAACACCAGAAGAAAUGAGUAUGUAUGAAGCAAGUUUCUUAAAUGCUGAAAAUGGACUUAUUCAUGUAGUUAUUAAAAUUCUUGAAAAUGUAGAUAAAUUAAAUCCAAGUAGUGUAGACAAUGAUGCAGAACAAGCAACUAUUCAAACAGGAGUUUUAUUAUUAGAAAUCUUAUUAAGAUUUUAUGGAGCACAACAUACUUCUAUAUUUAUGGACCUAUUAAAUUAUGUAUUAAAAUGUAUUCAAAUUAAAGACACUCUCAAAAAUAUUAAGAUUGUUGCUUCUGCUUUAUUAUGUCUUAGUAUAUAUGCUGCCGAAUUAAAAACAUCAUUGAUGCCACAAUUACCACAAUUAAUUCCAAUGUUCUUUGACUUAUUGCCACAUGGUGGAGAUGAAGAUAGUGUGAAUAGUUUAAUUAACUCAGUAAUAUCUUGUAUGAUGAGUUUUACUAAAUCAUAUGGAAAUAUUGUACAUCCAUAUAUUAAUUCUUUUAUUCCAUUAAUAUUAGACUCAGAAUAUACUUCAAAUCCAGUUGUUUAUCCAUUUAUUAUGGAAUUUAUGGGUGUUGUUGGUUCUUCAAUAGAAUUUAGAUUAGUUAUGUCAUUGGUAUCUUCUAAUUUUAAGAACAAGAAAUUACAAAAUGAUACUUCUCUUGCAGCUUUGUUUGGAUUAUUAUCAAAGAGCUUAAAUGAAAACCAAACGUCUAUUUCUCAAAUGAGAAUUAAAUUAUAUCAAUUCUUAUUUGAAGCAUUAAAAACAAUACCAAAGAUUUCUAGUCCAUUAAAUAUGAAACAUUGUAAUGAUGAAUUAAUUGGAGUAUUUAAUUCAUUGGUAUUAAAAUUAUCAGAUGAUACAUUUAAACCAUUCUUCUUGAAAUGUGCAGAAGGAUUUAAUGAAGUAGUUGGAAUAAGUGAAAUACCUUCAAUUUACAUAUAUACAAAGAUUAUCUUAUCAUUCUCAAAAACAUUAAAAUCCUUAUUUGUUCCAUACUAUGCUUUUGUUCUUAAAAGUAUAUUAAGUAUUUUAAAUCAAUUGCCUUUAAGUCUUGCAAAUGCCCUUGUUCCAGAAAGAUCAACAUUAGGUAAACGUUCAGCAAAUAAUAUCAAAAAAGGAGAUAAUGCUAUUGUACUAUUAGACUCUAUUUAUUUAAAUAUUGAAUUAUUACAAACAUUAUUCCAAAAUGAUAAUUCUAACUUUGUUGAUUCUCAAAAAGUUGAACAAUUGUUACCAACAGUUAAUUUGAUUGAUCUAAUGCAUAACUGUUAUAAAGAAGAAGAUGAUUACUUUGAUUUUAUUACUAAAAGGUUGUCUCCUUGUUUAUGUCAAUUUGCAUUAUGUGUACCUAACCAGGUUUGUUGGAAACCUUUGAACCAUCAAUUAUUAAUUCAAACUCAACACACUGAUUCAAUUGUCCGUUUAGCAGCACUACAUUGUAUGAUUCAUUUGUGGGAUACUAUUGCUGCUGACAUUGUUUACUUACUCCCAGAAACUCUUCCAUAUCUCACAGAUCUUAUGGAAGACACUAAUCAAGAAGUUGUUGAAGCAGCAAAAGAAUUUGCUCAAAUAGUUCAGAAACACUUAGGAGCUGAUUCUUUACAGAAGUAUUUGAAUUAA
Entamoeba nuttalli P19 is the source of this 6105-nucleotide messenger RNA. RefSeq names its product HEAT repeat-containing protein. Gene Ontology annotation, molecular function: snoRNA binding. NCBI's taxonomy places the organism in Eukaryota, Evosea, Mastigamoebida, Endamoebidae. Gene Ontology annotation, cellular component: 90S preribosome; small-subunit processome; t-UTP complex. The transcript has a single exon. Bases 1 to 6105 code for a protein of 2034 amino acids. Gene Ontology annotation, biological process: maturation of SSU-rRNA from tricistronic rRNA transcript (SSU-rRNA, 5.8S rRNA, LSU-rRNA); positive regulation of transcription by RNA polymerase I. The record is from RefSeq and is a predicted model, not a curated record.